Messenger RNA from Oryzias melastigma (Indian medaka), 2880 nucleotides. RefSeq names its product nanos homolog 1. The record is from RefSeq and is a predicted model, not a curated record. Lineage: Eukaryota; Metazoa; Chordata; Actinopteri; Beloniformes; Adrianichthyidae. Gene Ontology annotation, biological process: oogenesis; negative regulation of translation. Gene Ontology annotation, molecular function: mRNA binding; zinc ion binding. Gene Ontology annotation, cellular component: perinuclear region of cytoplasm. The coding region runs from base 746 to 1300 and encodes 184 amino acids. The transcript has a single exon.
UAUACAAAUGAAUAUAUCAGUUAUCCCUCCAUCCAUCCAUUUUUAGAUGUAUUUUUUUCUAUGAUAACAAAUGAAAAAUAUGCCAUUGCAAUAAAAUGUACAUUACAUUGUUCAUUUACAUGUAUUCUUAUUAAAAUAGCUAAAACAAUAUCAGAUCAGUGGGUUGGCCCUCACACAUUUCCAUUUUACUGAAUCUGGCCUUCUUUUGAAAAAGUUUGGACACUCCUGAUCCACAGAAUCAUUUUUAGGAUCGUGGGGUUGCUGGAGCCUAUCCCAGCUACUGUUGGGUGAAGGUGGGAUACACUCUGAAAAGGUCACCGGUCUGUUGCACCUGAAGAAUAUUGACAUUCACCGAUUAACCUCUGAAGCAGGUUUGUGGACUGUGGGGGGAGCCAGAGAAAACCCACACAUGCACGAGGAGAAGGUGCACACAGAAAGAACCCCGAGCUGACCACCAUGCCACCACCUGACCCAGUCUAAACCUUUAAAGGAUGUUUUUUCUUUCUUUCUGGAGCAUAAUGAGAUUUUUUUUCAUUUCUUCCUCCUGUACUGUAAUGGGGCCACGCCCCCAAAACGCCCAUCAUUAAAAAAACCAAACCACGCCCACAUCUGUCACUCAGGGGAGUUUAUUUGCCCACCCCUCGUGAUGGAGGCUCUGCAAACGGGGCAGCAGAGAGGAGCAGUGCGUGUGCACCCGCUCACCCCAUGCUGACAGACCUGCAGCCCUGACCACUCUGCGCGCAUCAUGGACCUGUGGGCGCGCGUGCAAGCUCCCUGUGAUUACACCUUUGACUUCUGGAACGACUACCUGGGUCUGUCCUCUCUGGUGUCCAGGAACAGACUCCGCAUGCCGGCCUGCGGCCCCAACUCCAUCACGGAGUCCAUCAAGGCGAGCCUGGGCCUGCAGGACGGGCCCCCCGACUGCUGCUGCGCGGCCCCCGCCAUCUCCCACCUCCCGGAGGACCUGCACGCGGGGAGCAGAGACUCUGUCCUGUACGGGGGGAGCGCGGGGGGGCGGCAGGACCUCCUGUCCGCGGAGGGCCGGCGCGAGCAUGCGCAGAGGGACAAACCGGAGCCGCGCGUGUGCGUGUUCUGCAGGAACAACGGCGCGCCGGAGGAGGUCUACGGGACGCACAUUCUGAAGACGGGGGAGGGCCGCGUGCUGUGCCCCAUCCUGCGCGCGUACACGUGCCCCCUGUGCAGCGCCAACGGGGACAACGCGCACACCAUCAAGUACUGCCCGCUGUCCAGGGACCAGAGACCGAGGGGGGGCCGAGUCAAGCGGCUGAAGAUCUUCUGAGUGAAGAACACCAAAGUCCAGAACACCCCCCCACUCCUUUAGGCCCCAUAAACAGCCCCUCCCUGAGUGAAGCUCACCCUCUUACCAAAGGACUUUAGUGCAUGAAGGUAACAGUUCACUUGUUGGUCUAAUUUCUUCAGAUGAAUGUAAACAAACAGGGGGUGGGGGGAUCUGCUGUUCUUGUAAAUAUUUAGAUGGUUUACUGCUGAGCGUUUCCAUGACAACAUAAAGGUUCUUAUUAUUGUUUAUUUUUUACUGCAAACGUAUUUUCACUGUAAAGGAUUUGUGAAAUAAAAGCUUCCUGUGAUCAUCUGCAGUGAGGAGGACUCUCAUCCUUAUUAUGGGAAAAACGCUGCUACGGGCGCCCUCGUGUGGUCAAGAUCUGUCAUCGCAGUUUCUCAUUGUGACUUCAGAAAAAUCUUUUCUGUCUUGAAAUCAGAGUUUCAUGAUCUCUGAAAACUCAAGAGUAGAAGAACCCAUUCUGGCAGGGGGAAAACUCAUAACUCCUGGUGAAGCCCCCCCCCCCCCAAUAAACACCCAUUAUGUUUCCAAAAACACCCCCCACCCCUCUGCAACAUCUCUUUAAUUCUGUUUCAUUUACUGUGUGCCUUCACACCAAAUUUACCAACAAACACAAUAACUGAAAUUCGAUUCAUUUUUGUCUGUUUAUCAGCAGAGUUUGCAUAUUUCUACAUCAGUUUAAUUGAGCCUAACUUCACAUUUUUGCACUUGGAGAUUUUUUUGUGCAUGAAAAUCAUUUAUCACAGUGUCACUUAAUGGACAGAGUUUCCUGUUUCUGCUUCUAUGAAGGCUCCGAUGUGUUACGGCGUCGCAGACUUGCAGUCCUCCCAUCAUACUGCAGCUGUGUUGUGAACUUUAUUAUUGAUCAUUUUUAUUGUGAAAAUCUCCAACUUCCCAAAGCUCAAUUACAGAAAAUCAAAGCUGUACAGAGUUAAAGUUUGAGUUAAAGUGAUCCAGCCAGCAGAUACACAAGGAGGAUGUAGGAUCAGAGCACAAGACUUCAGAGUGGUCUGGAUCCAGACCCUACGCUGGACCUUACUUCAGGUUUUACUUAACCCUUGUGCUCUCUUAUGGGGUCCAGAUGACCCCACCCCUGUAUUGAUGUGUGAUCCCUCCCAUGACAAAGGUGGACAGAUUGUAUGUCUGUCACAAACACCAGUGAAGAUAAAAAAAAAAUGCUUGAAAAAAAAAGUUCAGGGCGUUGUCUUGUGGGGUCCAGAUGAGCCCACUUUUAAAGUAAUAGUUCAGUCUAUUUAUAAAGUGCCAGUUUUACAAAAAAGCAACAAACAAAAAACAUCAAAGACAGCUUUAUUAAUUGUGAAGUUAUUAUCAAGAAUAAAGUCAGAUCAACCUUAACUAUAUCAUAAACAUCUUAUACGAGUGAUUGCAAAGAUUUUCAUUGUAAUCCUCGUGGUAAGUAAGUAAAAAGUGACAGUGGAGAAAAAAAUGAGGAACUUCCAACAGAACCAGAUUCGUGGGAGGUUAGGCCUGUUGGACCAGGUUAAGAGAAUAUGACAGCAGUUUGCAGAAAAAGCUGAUCUGGAUGUUAAGCUCAAUGG